Messenger RNA from Sphaerulina musiva SO2202, 1819 nucleotides. Its product is annotated as amidase signature enzyme. NCBI's taxonomy places the organism in Eukaryota, Fungi, Ascomycota, Dothideomycetes, Mycosphaerellales, Mycosphaerellaceae. The transcript has 10 exons. The record is from RefSeq and is a predicted model, not a curated record. The annotation marks the transcript as partial.
CUGAUCAACAACAUGAUGGAGUGGUUUCGACUACAUCAAUCAUCAUAUAUUGCCAGCAAGACUCCUUCGGUGCGGUUUCAGUUGCAGAAUGAAUACACCUCCCGCUUGUCUGCUCUGCAUCAAGGCGUUCCCGUAGUAGUUCUCUCCUUUCAAGACGACGACGACGAUGAUCAUGAUCAUGAUGAAUCUCACCCCGUCGACCGCGAGUCUGUCGAGGCAAGAUUGCAACAGUUGCUCGCUGGAGACGACGUGAUAUGUCCCGAGUUUACCAAGACGAUUCUGCUCGCAGGAGUCACUGAAGAAAUCGAUUUCGUUAUCAACGGGAGCGAUAUCUAUGCUGUGGAGAUGGCAGUCCCCUUGAGGAGCGGUCCAUACUAUGCCCGCAGUUCUCAUCUCCAUUUUGUCUACAAGCUACAAGAGGACCCGUACGAAGCGUUCAUGAUGGGUGUUUUGCCUGAUAGCGGAGAUCACGAUUCAUUCUGCGAAGUAUCCAAAGAGUUCAUCCCUCUCCCCUCUCGACACUACUUCGAUCAGCCGUCAGACGAGAAACCGCUGAGUGGGAAGAGGAUUGGAGUCAAAGACAUCUUCGACCUUCGAGGAGUCCCCACCAGCGCAUCCAGUCGAGACUACAGUGCCUUCUACGGCGCAGCAGAUUCCACUGCCCCUGUAGUGCAGCGCCUCAUCGACGCCGGAGCAGUCAUUGUCGGAAAGACGAAAACGGCUCAAUUCGCCUCGGGAGAGUACGCGCACGACUGGGUGGACUUUUUGUGUCCCUUUAACCCUCGCGGUGAUGGCUACAUGGAGCCUGACUGUAGCAGUUCGGGCAGUGCGGUCGCUGCAGCAGGCUACGACUGGCUUGACUUUGCCCUGGGAACAGACACUCUGGGAAGUAUCGUAGGUCCCGCGGCGUUACAAGGCGUCUUUGGCAUUCGACCCACGCACGGCACGACCGAUAUGACCGGCAUCCUUCCCGUGUCUUCCUUGCUGGACACGAUCGGUCCUUUCGCGCGCUCCAUCACUGAACUGCGGCUCUUUGCUCCCGUAUGGUAUGAGGACCACCAUAUGAGCUCAGACUCUCCCAUUCGACUCCUCUGCCCGACAGAGUACUUUGACGCUUGGCCCGCUCCCAAACGCCAGAUCAUGAACGCUUUCAUAGACGAUAUGGAGAAGCAUCUCUCCGUGACUCGGACCGCCUAUGACUUGCACGAGGAAUGGAAACUUCGUGCACCAGACGACUGUGCGCGUUCCCUCGAGACGCACUUGGACAAAGUCCUCGCAUACAUCCAACUCUACGACUCUUACCACAAUCGAAUUCCCUUUCGACAGGACUUUCAGCGCGCUCACGGUCGUGAACCCUAUGCCAAUCCGAUGAUUCGCUUCAAGUGGAGUCUAGGCGAGAAACUCUCCAAAGAAAACGAAUAUGAAAUUGCUUGUGCGAAACGUACAAAGUUUCGAGAAUUUCUUCGCGAGCAUGUUUUUGAUGAUGAUGAUGAUGAUGAUGAUGAUGAACAACAACAACAUCAACGACGACGUAGAACAAUCAUGAUUCUUCCAGCGGGUUCGCCUGAAGUGAGAUAUCGAGAUGUGGAGGAUGAAAAUCUCGAAAAGAAACGUUAUCGCUUGCAAGGCUUCCACUUCUCUCCCGAGCACAUUUCUUUUGUGGGAGGUGUACCUGAGUUGGUUAUUCCUGUCGGCCAAAUCCCCGCCAUCUCUCCCGUUACCGGCGCAGAAAUCUUCGAGCCCGUCUGUGUAGCGAUAUUGGGUGCUCCUGGAACAGAAUGCGAAAUGAUCCGACUUGUUGAACAAGUUUUGAAAUUAU